Molecule: messenger RNA, 1497 nt
Organism: Helianthus annuus (common sunflower)
Lineage: Eukaryota; Viridiplantae; Streptophyta; Magnoliopsida; Asterales; Asteraceae
Product: MLO-like protein 9
Exons: 14
Coding region: 30-1481 (483 amino acids)
Biological process (GO): defense response
Cellular component (GO): membrane
Source: RefSeq, a predicted model, not a curated record
AUAUAUAUAGAACAAGGUAAUUAAUAAAAAUGGCUGGCGAUGAACCUGGGCUUGAUCAAACGGCAACAUGGUCCGUUGCGUGUGUUUGUGCAGUCAUUGUUAUAAUCUCCAUGGCUAUGGAGCAUAGUAUUCAUAGCGUAGGACAUUUUCUGAAAAAACGUCAUAAACCGGGGCUAUUGGAAGCACUAGAGAAGAUAAAAAAUGAGCUUAUGAUACUGGGAUUUAUUUCGUUGCUACUGGUGUUCAGCCAGAACUAUAUUGCAUCCAUCUGCAUUUCCAAGGAGUUUACAAAGGAUUUCUUGCCAUGCAAGAAAGAGAAAUAUGAUAAGGAAGGUGAUAAGGAGAAAGGGGGUGAAAGGAGAUUGUUAUGGUAUGAGCAUAGGAUGUUAGCAGAUGAUCCGCCAAAAGAAUGCGACGAAGGAUAUGAACAAUUUAUAUCAGUUGCUGGAUUGCACCAAUUGCAUAUCUUUAUAUUCUUCCUGGCAGUGUUUCAUGUCAUUUAUAGUGCCCUCACCAUGAUUUGCGGCAGAGCAAAGACCCGCAAGUGGAAAUUAUGGGAAAAAGAGAUCCUGGAGGAUCAUGUACCGGGCAAUGAUCCAUCCAAGUACCGACUUACCAAGGACUUGUCUUUCGUAAAACAUCACACGGGUGCUUUUACAAACACUCCAGCAAUGUUCUACAUUGUAUGCUUCUUUAAGCAGUUCGUUUCAUCUGUCCGAAAAUCAGAUUACUUGGCCAUGCGCCAUGCUUUUUUCUCUGUUCAUUUAACGCCUGGGACUCACUUCAACUUUCAAAAGUACAUAAAACGAUCACUAGAAGAUGACUUCAAAGUCAUUGUAGGAAUCAGCCCAAUGCUAUGGGCUACCGCCGUCCUUUUUCUUUUUGCAAACGUUGAUGGAGCUCGCGCUAUGACUUAUUUAUCUUUAUUUCCUGUAGUUAUAAUCUUAGCAGUUGGAACAAAGCUUCAAGCAAUUGUAUCACAGAUGGCUGUUGAAAUACAAGAGCGACAGUCGGUGGUACAAGGGAUACCUGUUGUGGAACUCUCCGAUAGACACUUUUGGUUUAACCAGCCCACAUUGAUCCUCUCCCUUAUUCAACUAACUCUCUUUCAGAAUUCAUUUGAGAUAACACACUUCUUUUGGAUAUGGUAUGAGUUUGGACUUGAUACUUGCUUUUACGAAAGUCCCUUUCUUCAAUAUGGUAGAGUUAUCAUAGGAAUUCUAGUACAAGGCUUAUGCAGCUACAGCAUACUUCCACUCUACGCGCUUGUUACCCAGAUGGGUUCAACAAUGAAGAGGUCAAUUUUUGAUGAUCACACGUCAAAGACUCUAAAGAAUUGGCAUGCCCAUGUGAAAAAGAAGGACAAAGAUCAUGAUAAAAAAUCAAAGAGUACUCCAAGUGAACCACCAGCCAAGGGUAAGUCAAGUGAUUCAGCAAAAACGGUAUCCAGUGUUGACAUACCCGAGGAGCAUAAGACCUAACCUCCUACUCCAUCCA